UUGUUUAUAAAUAUUGAGUUUGGUCUUGGUGUCUUAGUUUUCAAAGAACAAGUUACUGUGUAGGAUUAGAAUAUAAUAAAUUGUUUUGGUUAUAAGAGCAUUGCCAAUUAAUUAUAUUCACACAAGUGAAUAGCGAGCAAAAUUCUGAGGCAGUGACAAAGUAUAAUCUUGAUAAGCGCUACCGUCCUGUUACCCAAAUUUUGGUAUUUUUACAUUUCUCGUUUUUGCGAGAACACAUAAACAAUUAAGUCAAAUGCGGAGCACUGGAAAAGAAUUAAUUAUAAGAAAAGCAGUAAUUAUUAAUUUUCUUCAUAGAUAAUAUAUUAAGGAAGAUGCUUGGUCAUAGUGAAAGAGAUUUUCCUGUUCCUUCUGAGUUAAGAGAAGCUAUUAAGAACCAUUUAGAUAUUCCAGUUGUUUUCAAGAAUCAAAUUAAAUCUUGGUCUACUCCAUUGUUAAAUUCCAAUUUAACUGGAAAGUAUGGGAAUACAGUGCUAGAUUUUCGUAUUGUUCCGAAAUCUUAUAAAGGUGUAUCAUGGGAAGCACAACAUACAUUUGAAGAAGCUACUAUUUCAGAUUUCAUUUCUUGGCAAAAUGAGGAAAAUGUUGCUUUGGAUUCUACUAAUCCAUUUAAAAAGUAUAAGAAAAAUGAAUAUUGGGCUUAUUCUAGUUACAAUUACAUGAAUGUUAUAUUUCCUAAUGAUUCAGAUAUCCAGACUAUGAAAUGGGAUGCAUUUGGUUUUCCUGAGGUUACUGGCAAAGAAAGUACAUUUUGGCUGGGAAGUGAAGGUGCUAACACCCCUUGUCAUUUUGAUUCUUAUGGAUGUAAUCUUGUUGCACAAAUUACAGGCAGAAAGCAGUGGAUACUUUUUCCUGCUACUGAUACUUCUUUUUUGUAUCCUACAAGAAUACCUUAUGAAGAAUCCAGUGUAUUUAGCAGUGUAAAUAUUUUAAACGUGGAUUUUACUUGCCAUCCUUUGUUCAAGAAUGCUCAUCCACAUAUAAUUACUUUGGAACCAGGAGAUGUAUUGUUUGUUCCUAAGAAAUGGUGGCAUUUUGUUUCAUGUUUAGAUAAUAUCACAAUUAGCAUCAAUACAUGGAUUGAGCUGGAUUCUGAUCCUCAUUGCCGCCUUGAAGAAGGAGUUGCAAGGGCUUUGAUGUCUGCGUUAAUUACUUUUUAUGAACCAGAUAAAGAGAAUUGGCUAAAUCCAAAAGAAGAACUAGUAUCUCCAAAUGAAGCUAUAAAGUACAUAACAACAUCUUUGCAAGAAAUUGGUGGAAUCACAGAUAAGGAUCAAGAUAAAAAUCCUCAGUUUUCAAAAGUGUGCAAGACUGCUGGAAAAUUUGAUGUUCAUAAUAGUAUUUGUAAAGACAGCUCUAUUCAUGACAUUUGUGAUUAUAAAUACAUUGAGAAAGUCGAGCCAUCAUCAUUUCAGGAAUACUUAAUAAAAACAAACCAACAGCUUUCACUGGAAUCUGUGCUACCACAAGAAAUAACUCUAAAAAAAAUUAUAAAUUCUUUUGUUCACCCUGAAGUUGUAUCUUUAAUUUGUCAUUUACUUAAAGACAAGUAGAAGCAAAAUGUCUUUAUUUUUAUUAACUUCAUAUAUUCAGAUAUUUUUUUUUUAUUUGGUUAAGGAACUUUUUAAGUAAAAUUUUUUUUAAUUUUGAAGUAUUUUAUAUUCAAUAUAUAUAGAGAGCAAGAAUAUAUAUAUGUCAUUUAUUCUAUGAUUGUUGAUGUAAAGCAUGCAAUUGUUAC
Argiope bruennichi is the source of this 1756-nucleotide messenger RNA. RefSeq names its product HSPB1-associated protein 1-like (gene HSPBAP1). The coding region runs from base 333 to 1571 and encodes 412 amino acids. The transcript is spliced from 8 exons. The record is from RefSeq and is a predicted model, not a curated record. Gene Ontology annotation, molecular function: 2-oxoglutarate-dependent dioxygenase activity. NCBI's taxonomy places the organism in Eukaryota, Metazoa, Arthropoda, Arachnida, Araneae, Araneidae.